AUGUUAUAUUAUAAACCUAAACAUCUAAAAUCUGUUGUUCCUUCAAUUUUCACAACUGAACCUCCAAGUGCAGCAGAUUCAAUUAUUUUGGAUUCUCGUAUAUUAAGUGAGGAGAAGCUAAAUCUAAAUAACAAGUUUGCUUUACUUGAUCAAUUCAGCCAUCGAGCCUUUGAUAUUAAAGAAUAUAAUCUGACUUAAAGAGAAUUACCUAGUAGAAAGAAACACUUCAUUUAGAAUAAUAAAUUAGAUGUUUGGGGAGAAACAACCUUAACUCUCUACAGAAAUCAAUUCUUAUAUACAUCUUUAGAUAUUCAUGAAAAAUAUUCACCUGUUGUCUUAUUCAUCUAUGUAAAAAAAGGUGAUCCUAAUACCAAAAUGAGAUUAUUUUGUUCUGUGAAAUUUUAAUAACCUAAUCGUUUCAAUGCAGAAAUCGAAACAUAUGGUCGUGUCCUCAAAUAUCACUCUAGAGAAGGCACAACUUUUUUUGAUCCUACACUUUAUGUUGCUAUAUUGGCACAUAAUGAUGUUGUAAUUACUAUAAAAAAUGAAUUUGCUAAACCUCCAUUACCUAGAAAAAUGCCUUAAAUAAAAAAAAAGGAUGAAUUAUGUUCAGAUAUUGAAGAGUUAGCUGAUUUAAUAAUUCGAAAAAGAAAAUUGAGAUAGAAAUCUCUAAAUUUUAUCAAUCUUAAUAAAUCAUUACCUAGAAAAUAAAGAAUUGAAUCUCCUUGUAAUACUGAGAGAUUAAAAGAAAUAAAAUUUAAAUAAACAAUCAUAUAAAAGGAAUAAUGCUUAAAAAGAAUUGCUUAAAUUGCAUUACAUGAUGUUGCCAAAGAAAUCAAAUAAAAAUAGAUGAAUAUUCAACUUAAGUAUUAUAUUUAUUAAUAUAGAUAAAUGCAUAAAGAAUGGAUUUGUAAGAAAUGGAUUUAGAUUGUUAUUUUAGUUAAUUAAAUAGUACCAUCAAUUAGUAAUUAUAUUAAAGUACAAAAACGUAUAUCAGAAAAGAACAUGAGGAAAUAAAUAUUAACAAUGUAAUUCAUCAACAAAAUAAAAAAUAACAUUUUACAUUUAGGACCAAAAAUAAAAUUAAGAACCUUAUUACUUUGUAAAAUGAGUAUGUAGAAUUGCAUAAAUAGUCAAAAAGAUAAAGUUAAAUAGAAGAGUUAUAAUAUAAUAAUAGAAAUUCUAAGAUAAAAUAUUAGAAGUUAUAAUACAGUCACAAAAGGCUUACAUACAGUUAAUCUAAGUAAUUGAUGAUUUGGAUUUAGUUAAAAAAUGUAUAAACAUGCUUGUUAGACAUAAGAACAAAAGAUUGGAAUUCAUGUAAUAGAUGAAGAUAGCCAUAUCUCAUUAAUGUAAAUAGAUCUAUGGGGAUAUUAUGAAGAUGAAAUAAUAAUCAAUCUAACAACUACCUCUAUAAUAAUAGUAGUAGUAAGAAAAGAAUAAAAAUAAAAGAGAUCCACUUCAUUAUUUAAUUCAUGAUUAGUAUAGAAUUUAUUAUUAUCAUUUUAAUAGAUAAUUUAUAAUGUUUAUAUAUAAGAAAUUAUUUACUAAUGUGUUACAGAAAUGGAAUUAAGAUUUUGAUGCUUUUCGAAAAGUAUAUCAUGAAAGUUAGAAAAAAGGAUUGGCUUUAUUAUUGAGACCAUUACCCUUAGAAAUACCAUAGGAAGAGAUUAUUAAUAACUAUAUUGUAGAGGAAUUGGAUCGUAGAGGAUUGAUAAAUUAUUAAUAUUAUCCGUUAAAUUAAUGAAUUCUCCAAGAGCAGAAACUCUUGAUUAAGAAUUAAGUAAUACUAUCAACAAGAUCUAUAGUAAUUGUUAGAAGAUUAAUGAUAAACAUCUUAAAAUAAGAAUAUUGUAAUGGUUAGAUAAAGUGAGAACACCAACUCACAAUUUUAUUUGGAAAUAGAAUUCUUUAUUUUAUGCACGUGUUUUAUUAGAAAUGACUAUAAAUUAAUAAUUAGAUAAACCUUUUAGAGGAGUACCUCCAGAUGGGCCAUUACCUAGAUUGGAUAAAUUUGAUAUUGUAAUUGAUUUUUUAUUUAAUAGAAAGUCUUAAUAAGUUUUGUAAAAACUAAAACAGGUUCAGUAACCCUAAUCUUCUAGAAAACCUUUGGGGAUUAUUUUGAAUAGAAAUUUAACUCCAAAAUUAAAGACUGAAC
This is a messenger RNA of Paramecium pentaurelia, 2158 nucleotides long. NCBI's taxonomy places the organism in Eukaryota, Ciliophora, Oligohymenophorea, Peniculida, Parameciidae. The record is from the annotation of a GenBank genome assembly.